This is a messenger RNA of Closterium sp. Naga37s-1, 20987 nucleotides long. The record is from the annotation of a GenBank genome assembly. NCBI's taxonomy places the organism in Eukaryota, Viridiplantae, Streptophyta, Zygnematophyceae, Desmidiales, Closteriaceae.
AUGCUUCAUCCCUGCGUGCCGGUCUUACAGCAAUUUGUACAGGACCCGAGUGUAGAUGUGCUUAUAACGGACGAGAACACCGCGUAUGACGUGGAGGACCUCCUUGCUGACCUGGCAUCACGAGGUGUGCUCGGCGCGCAGCAGGUGGACGCAGCAGUGCAGGAGAACGGUGUGCCCGGGGCGCAGCAGCUAGACACAGCAGUGCAGGAGAACGGAAUAAAGGCGGAAGCAGAAGGAGUAGUGGUGUUCUUUGAUGUGCUCAUGGUGGUUCUAGAUCAGUACUUGGGAAACAGACUCGGGAGCAAAGGCGAGCCUUCCCACCCUCAUCCUUCCCUCCCUCAUCCUUCCCUCCCUCAUCCUUCCCUCCCUCAUCCUUCCCUCCCUCUCACCAUCCGCCACCCCCUUCCCCUUCCCCCCCGCUUUCCCUUCCCCCCAGGUGUGCCCGGGGCGGAGCAGCUAGACGCAGCAGUGCAGGAGAAUGGCAUGGAGGCGGAAGCAGAAGGAGUAGUGGUGUUCUUUGAUGUGCUCAUGGUGGUUCUAGAUCAGUACUUGGGAAACAGACUCGGGAGCAAAGGGGAACCCGGCGAUUGGGCGAGUGGGAGUGGGGAGGAGAGUGGGAGUGGUGGUGGGAGUGAGGUGGAGAGUCGGAGUGAGAGAGGGCGUGAGGAGGGGAGUGGGAGUGAGAGAGGGAGUGAAAGCGGGAGUGGGAGCGUGGGGGAAAGAGGGAGCGGGAGAGGGAGCAGGAGUGGGAGUGGGAGUGAGAGAGGAAGUGAGAGAGGAAGUGAGAGAGGGAGUGAUAGUGGGAGUGAUGUGCCCGUGGGAGCAAUGGUGGGAGAUGAAGACGAGGGAGAAGGGGAGUACGGAUAUGAAUAUGAGGGGGAGCGAUCAGGGGAGGAGGAUGUGUCAGAUGGUGGGGAGGGGAGUGAGGGAGAAUUGGAGGAGGAGGUGAGUGGAGAGGAAUUGAGCGAAGAGGGAUUGAGUGAAGAGGAAAUGAGGAAUGAGGAAAUGAAAGAUGAGGAAAUGAGGGAUGAGGAAGGGAGUGAGAGAGAUUUGAGUGAGGAGGAUUUGAGGGAUGAGGAAGGGAGUGAGAGAGAUUUGAGUGAAGAGGAAAUGAGGGAUGAGGAAGGGAGUGAGAGAGAUUUGAGUGAGGAGGAAAUGAGGGAUGAGGGAGGGAGUGAGAGAGAUUUGAGUGAGGAGGAAAUGCGAGAUGAGGAAGGGAGUGAGAGAGACUUGACUGAGGAGGAAAUGAGGGAUGAGGAAGGGAGUGAGAGAGAUCUGAGUGGAGAGAGUGUGAGCGAGGAGGAUUACGACCCUGAUAGGCAAGAUAGCAGGGAGGAGGAGGAAGAGGAGGAGGAUAGAAGUGGCAGUUUUGACAGUGAGGGGCACGGCAGUGGGGAUGGCCCGGAUGGGUAUGAGUCUGAGGAGUAUGCCGCUGCAGGGAGAGGGGUCAGAGGGGCCGAGGAGCAUGGGCCUGGGGACGAGGACUCGGAUGGGGAUGGGCGUGGGAGUGAGGCGGAGGAACAGGAGGAGGAGGAUGAUGCAGAGUAUGCGAGCGAGAGUAGGAGUCACAGCGUUGGGGGUAGUGCUGCUGACAGUGCCAGUGAGAGUGUUGGUGAGAAUGGCAGUGAGAACGGCAGUGUCAUCGGCAGUCACAGUGGAAGCAGCAGGAGUGGCAGUGGCAGUGGUGGUGGCAGAGGGAGUGAGGAUGGAGGCGGUGGGAGUGAGGGUGGUGAUUAUAGGGAUGAUCCGCCUGGGGAUGGUGGUGUUUUUAGUGAUGACGAUGAUGGUGAUGGGAGUGAUGGUGAUGGGAGUGAUGGUAGUGAUGAUGUUCCGAUUGCUCGGCCAGGGGAAAUGGAUGGUCAAGGCGAUUGGCCCCGUGGAGGUGAGUCACAAGGAGAGGAUGACGUGUCACAUGGAGAGGAUGAGGAGUCGCAGGAGGAGGAUGACGUGUCACAUGAUGAGUCACAAGGAGAGGAUGACGUGUCACAUGAGGAGGAUGAGUUGUCACAUGGGGAGGAUGACGUGUCACAUGGGGAGGAUGAGUUGUCACAUGGGGAGGAUGACGAGUCGCAUGGGGAGGAGGAUGACGUGGAAUCCGAUGAGGAGACGGGAUUGGAGGAUGAUUUGCCGCACGAUCUGGUGCCAGAAGCGCGUAUGGGGUCGGAGCAGGAUAUGGGAUCGGAGCAGGAUAUGGGGUCGGAGCAGGAUAUGGGAUCGGAGCAGGAUAUGGGAUCGGAAGAAGAUACGGGGUCGCAGCAUGAAAUGGGAUCUCAAGACGGCAUGGAAUCGGAAGAAGAUAUGGGAUCGGAGGUAGAGCGGUCGGAGGGAGACACGGGUUCUCAGCAGGGUGGAAGCUCGGAAGAGGACUUGGGAUCGGAGCAUCAUGAAGGAUCGGAAGAGGAUUUGGGGUUGGAGGGAGAACUGGGAUCAGAGGAAGAGUCGGGUGAUGAUGCCGUUGUGGCAGCAGCGGCAGUGAUAGGAGACAGUCGGGAGUAUGGUGAUGGAAUGGGAUCGGAACAGGAUAUGGGAUCAGAGGGAGACUUGGGGUCGGAGGGAGAGUCGGAUGAUGAUGCAGUGGUGGCAGCAGCGGCAGUGGUGGGGUACAGGCGGGGGCACGGUACAGGGUCAGAGCAUGAUGAAGGGUCGGAAGAGGAUUUGGGGUUGGAGGGAGAACUGGGAUCGACACCUGCCCCUCUGUCUGCUUCCUCUACCGCCUCUGAUGCCUCAUCUGACAAUGAAUCUGUUCCCGUGGCCUCACAGCUGGCUCCUGAGUCCCCUCUAAAGCCGUCAUCUCCUGACAGAAUCAAUGCCUCAUCUGACGACGACUCUGCUGUUCCCGUGGCCUCUCAGUUGGCUUCUGAGGCGCCUCACAAGCCGUCCUCUGAUUCCUCGUCUGAUGAUGAAGACGAAUCUGUUCCCGUGGCCUCUCAGGCCUCUCAGGCCUCUCAGUUCACGUCCUCCUCUCUCCCUCCUGCCGCUGCCGCUCCAUCACAACAACUGCUUUCUCACCCGUCUCAAGAACCAGAAACUUCCGUUACACCUGCCUCCGUCCUUCUUGCUGCUGAGAGUCCUGCAGGCGAGGGGGGUUACAGUGGGGAACCGGCAGUGGGGAGUUUACAAGGGCAGGUGGGGGGAGAGUAUGGGGAUGAGGGGCGGUUGGGGGAACGGGCAGGAGAUGGGGGUCUGGGGGAGCAGCUAAGGGACGCUAUGAGUGUUGAGAAAAGGUUGGGUGGGGCGAGAGGGAGUGGGGAGGGAUCAGGAGCUGCUGCUGCAGUAGCAGCAGGAGAAGCAGCAAGAGCAGCAUUAGCAGCAGGAGCAGCAGUAGAAGCAGCAGAGGGAGCAGUGGCCGCAGCAGCAACACCGGCAGAAGAAGCAGAGGGGAGGGGGGAGGGGGGAGCAGCAGCUGAGAGAGAUGGUUCACAGGUGGAAGCAGUGGCGAAAGGUGGAGAUGGGGGGUUUGAGAGGGAUAAAGAUGGGAGCGUGGGAAGUGGAGAGAUGGAGUAUGGUUACGAGGAGUGGAGAGAUGAGGAAACACCGAGGCAGAGAGAGGAGCAACAAGAGGAGGUUGUUGUGGGAGGUGAGAGCAAGUCUGGUUUGGAGUCUGAGUCGAGUGACGAACAGCAAGUGGUUGCUGCGGGGGUUGAGGAGAAGGGUGAAGCAGAGAAAAUCGACGAAGCAGAGAUGGGCAAGGCAGGGGACAAGGGCGAAGCAGGGGAGGAGGGCAAAACAGACGGGAACAGGGAGGAAGAAAGGGAGGAAGGCAACGUGGAGGGAAGCGAGAGCAAGGAAGUGGAUAGGGAUAGGGAUGUGGUGGUGGUUGUUGGUGUGGACAUGGAAGGGCAAGAGUGGGAGGCGCAGGGAUUGAGGAAUGAGAGGGAAACCGUAGCACAGGGGAAUUCAGGAGAGAGCAGGCUGGAGGUGAGGGAGCAGUGGGAGCAGAGGGAGGAUGGAGAAGGGAUGGAAGGCAGCAGUCGAGAGGAUGGGGUGGAUGGUGAUGGGGAGAGGGAGGGUGUGAGGGAGCGAGCUGGAAGUGAAAGGGUGGAAGGGAGUGAGGGGAUGGAGAGGGGGAGUGUGGAUGAGGAGGGAGCUUAUGAGAGGCAACAGCAGCAUUGGAACGAGCAGGGGAGUGAGAAGGGGAGUGAGGAGGGGAGUGAGAAAGGGAGCAAGGAGGGGAGGGAGGAGGGGAGCGAGAAGGGAAGUGAGGAGGAGAGUGAUGAUGAUGUGGUGAUGGCAGCAGCAGCAGUGGAGGAAAGUGAUGGAAAGUCGGGAGACAAGGGGAGUGAGGAGGGGGGCGUGAGGGAGGCGGAUGGUGAGGGAGGUAGGAAAGGGAGUAGUGAGAUGGGGAGCGAGGGAGAGAGUGCGAGAGGGAGUGAGAGGGAGUGGGAGGGGAUCGAUGCAGUUAGAGAAGGGGGGCAGCAAUGGGGAGAGGAAGGGAGUGAGCCUGGUUUUGAGAAUUCUCAAAAUCAACCUCAAACGGAAGGGAGUGAGCCUGGUGAUAUGGAUGAGAUGGAAGCGGAAGAGAGAAGUGAGGGGGGAAGUGAGACGGGGAGUGAGCAGAGGAGUGGAGGGGGAAGUGAGGAGGGAAGUGAGAAGGAGAGUGAGGAGGGAAGUGAGAAGGAGAGUGAGGAGGGGAGUGAGGAGAGGAGUGAGGAGGGAAGUGAGGAGGAAAGAGAGGAUGGUGAUGUGUAUGCAUUGGAGGAUGAGCAGGGAAGCGAGGGGGGGAGUGAGAGUAGAGGUGGGGGUGACGAGGGUGAUGACAGAGACGGGUUUGAGAGAGGAAGUGAGAGUGAGAGUGAGGGUGAGAGAGGGGGUGAGGAGGAGAGCGAUCGGGAGAGUGUGGAAGGGAGUGUGAGAGAGGGCAGUGAGGAUGCAAGAAGUGGGGAGGAGAGGAAUGAGGAGAGGAGUGAGGAGGGGAGCGAGGAGUGGAAGGGAGACACUGCAGAGUUGGAGGGGAGGGAGGGAAGGGAUGAAGAGGAGGAUGAGGACAAUAGCAGAAGAGGGAGUGAUUCUUCGGGAGGGGAAGAGGAGGCGGAAGGGGAAGGAGAAGAGGAGGAGAGAGGAGGAGGCAGUGAGUUUGGGGAGAGGAGUGGAUCAGAGAGUGGGCGUUCGGAGGAGGAGUAUGGUUCGCGAGUGGAGGGUGCAGAGAGGGCGGAUUCGCGUGUGUGGGAGCAAGGGGAGGAAGAUUCGCGUGUGUGGGAGCAAGGGGGGGAAGAUUCGCGUGUGUGGGAGCAAGGGGAGGAGGAUUCGCGAGUGUGGGAGCAGCAGUCAGGGGAUGAAGCUUCGGAGAAAGAAGGUUCUGAGAGGGGCUUUAGAACUGAGGGGUCAGAGGACGGGGUUGGGGAUGGGGAGUCGGAUAUUGUGAGUGAAACUGAAGGAUCAGAGGGGAUGGGGGUGGAGGGAGGAGAUGGAUUGGAAGCUGGGGAGACAGAUGAAGUGGAUGAAAGAUCGGAAGACGAGAGAUCAGAGGAUGAGAGAUCAGAAGAAGAGAGAGUAGAAGGUGCAAGAUCAGAAGAGGAGAGAUUAGAGGAUGAGCGAUCAGAAGAAGAGAGAUCAGAAGAUGAGAGAUCAGAGGAUGAGCGAUCAGAAGAAGAGAGAUCAGAGGAUGAGAGAUCAGCAGAGAAAAGAGCAGAAGGCGAAAGAUCAGAAGAGGAGAGAUCAAAAGGAGGGGGAGAAGCGGAUGGAGCGUGGGCAGUGGAAGGGGAGGAGGAGGAGCAGCGAGAGCAAGAGGAGACAGAUGAGGAGGAAAAUCAGGAAUCAGGGGACGAUGGGAGAUUAGAAGAGCUGGAGAGUGGGAGGAGGUGGGAUGGGAAAGAGAGGAACGAAGGGAGUGAGGGGAGUGAGGGAGGAGAGGAGAGUGAGGGUAGCAAAGAGGAGUUUGAGCAAGUGAGGGAGGAGUCGAGAGUGUGGGAGGGGGAAGGUGUUGAUGGGGGUACAGGAGAGUGGAGGGAUGAAAGUGGAAGGUUUGAUCGUGCUUUGAGUGGUAAGAGUGAUGGGAUGGAGAGAGAUCAAGGAGAAAGGAGUGAGGAGGGGAGUGAGGAGGGGAGUGAGGGGAGGAGUGAGGCGGGGAAUGAGGAGAGGAGUGAGGAGGGGAGUGAGGAGAGAAGUGAGGAGGGAAGUGAGGAGAGGAGUGUUGAGGGGAGCGAUGAGAGAAGUGAGGGUGGGAGUGAGGGGAGGAGCGAAGAGGGUUCGGAGGAAGGGAGUGAGAGGGAUGGUGAUGAGAGGGAGGAGGAUUGGGAGGAGAGGAGGGAGCAUGGUGAGGAGGAGGGGAUGGGGCAUAGUGACAGUGAGGAGGUGGGGAGGGGCGGAUUAGAGUACGAAAAGGAUGGGAUAGGGAGUGAGGAAGACGAAGAGUUUGAGAGGAGCGAGGAGGAGAGGAGCGAGGAUGAUGAAGAGGAGAGGAGGGAGGAGGAAGAGGAGGAGAGGAGUGAGGAGGAAGAGGAAGAGAGGAGUGAGGACGAGGAGGAGGAGGAGGAAGAGGAGGAGGAAGAGGAGGAGGAGGAGGAGGAAGAGGAGGAAAUACCAGUGAUGCUUGCUGCGGGGCCCUUUGUGAGAGCAGCAGUUGGAUCAGCAGUUGCAGCUUCAAGGGGGGAUGGGAGCAACGUAGAGGACUUUAUAGAGGAAGGAGAGGGGGAGAGUGAGGAGGGAAGGGAUGAGGCGGAUGAGGAGGAGAGAGCUUUGAGUGCGGAGCAAGAGGAAAGUGAGGAGGAGGGUGAGGGAGAGGAGGAUGUUGAUAGGGAGAGUGAGGAUGGGAGGCAUGGGGAGAGAGAGGAGGAAAGUGAGGGAGGGAGUGGGGGGGAACGUGAUGACGAAAGUGAGGGGGGUAGAGAGGGGAGGAGGGAUGGAGAAGGCAUGCAUGCUGACGUGGUGGAGAGUGAGGAGGAAAGGGAUGGGGAACGUGGGAUCUCAGAGAGUGAGAGAGGGAGUGAGAAUGAGAUUGAGAUUGAGAAAGAGAAUGGGAGUGAGAGUGGGAGUGAGAGAGAGGACAGCCAUGGAGGGGCGGACAUGUACGGAGAAGCAGAGGGGCUUCGGGAAGGAGACAUGGAUGGGGAUGGGAUGUAUGGGGAUGGGUUGCACGGGGAUGGUAUGCACGGGGAUGGUAUGCACGGGGAUGGUAUGCACGGGGAUGGUAUGCACGGGGAUGGGUCAUCAGUGCACGAGAGUGAGGAUGGAGAGGGGAGCGUGAGUGAGAGUGAGGAGACGCGUGGGGCGCGUGGGAUGGAAGAAAUGGAAGGGAUGGUUGGUAGUUUGGAUAGGGAUGGUGGGGGGGAUAUGUAUGAGGGUGGGGAGAGUGGUGAGCUGAAUGAUGGGCGGAAGGAUGGAGAGCAGGAGAUGUAUGGGGAUGGGCGCAGUGAAGGGGAGGAUGGGCGCAGUGAUGGGGAGGAUGGGCGCAGUGAUGGGGGGGAUGGGCGCAGUGAUGGGGAGGAUGGGCGCAGUGAAGGGGAGGAUGGGCGCAGUGAAGGGGGUUUAUCAAGGGAAGAGGAAGAGGAAGAGGAAGACGAUGUACCAGCGCAAAGGUACGCACAGGAGAGUGAUGACGAGGAAGGGCCGAUGGAGAGGAGUGGAGAGUGGGAGAGGAGUGGAGAGAUAGAGAGGACUGGAGAGAUAGAGAGGAGCGGAGAGAUGAUGGGUGGAGUGGUGGAUGGUUCACACAUGGGGGGGGGUGAUUCAGGUCCAUGGGAGCACGCUGAAGCUGAGGGAGAAUCAGGGGAGGGGGAGUCAGAGGAGGAGGGGUCAGAAGCUGGAGGAUUGGAAGGAGGGGGAUCUGAAGAGGGGGGAUCGGAAGGAGGGGGAUCUGAAGAGGGGGGAUCGGAAGAUAUGGGAUCAAGAGGAGAGAGCGUGGAUGGGGAAGAGGAUAUGUAUGGGGAUGGCACUACAGCAGGGUUAUUGGGAGAUGAAACGGGGCGUGCACAGCAUGGCAUGGACCAAUCAGGAGGUGACAUGGGCAUGGGCAUGGACAUGGGGGGAUCAGUAGACUCUCAGAGUGAUGGCUAUGAUGGGAUGGGUCAUUCAGGGGAAGUGCCUGAAGUCUCAGGUGAAAUUUCAGGUGGUUUGAUGCACCAGGCAGGCCAGAUGCAGGAUGGGAGGCCUGGUCCCGAUUCAGUGUAUUCAGGUGAAGUGGCAGCAUCAGGGGAGGUUACACCUUCAGGGGAUGUUGGGUGGCAAUCAGGAGGAGAAGAAGCAGAGCGAGGGCUUGGGGAUGAUGGCCUUGAUUCAGGAGAUGACAUGGAUGGUUCGGAAGAUGAAACGAGGGAGUUUGGAGAUGGAACGAGAGAGAUUGAGGAUGGAACGGGCGAGUUUGGGGAUGAGACGAGGGAGUUUGAGGAUGAGACGAGGGAGUCUGGGGAUAAAACGAGGGAGUCUGAAGAUGAAACGAGGGAGUUUGAGGAUGAAACGAGAGAGCUUGGGGAUGAAACGAGGGAAUUAGAGGAUGAGACGAGGGAGUCUGGGGAUGAAACGAGGGAGUUUGAGGAUGAGACGCGUGAGCCUGGGGAUGAAACGAGGGAAUUCGAGGAUGAAAUAAGGGAGUCUGAGGACGGAACGAGGGAGUUUGAGGAUGAAACGAGGGAGUUUGGAGAUGAAACGAGGGAGUCUGAAGAUGAACUGGGGCAUGAUAAGGGUGAAGCUGGCAACAUGCCAAUCACAAUGGAGCAGUCAGGCGAGGCAGUGGAGCGAUCUGGAGAUGAAACGAGUCAGUUAGGAGAUGAAACGUGUGAGUACGAAGGGACUGGGGAGUACAGUGGAGUGCACAUGGAGAGGGGCGAAGGAGAGGAAGGGAGUGCGAGUGAGGGAGAGAGGAGUGAGGAGGAGAGUGAGGGAGAGAUUGAGGGAGAGAGGAGUGAGGGAGAGGGGAGUGAGGGAGAGGAGAGUGAGGGAGAGAUUGAGGGAGAGAGGAGUGAGGAAGAGAGUGAGGGAGAGAGGAGUGAGGAGGAGAGAGAGUUAGAGAUUGAGAGAGAAAGGAGUGACCAAGAGAGUGAGAGAGAGAGGAGUGAGGAGGAGUGUGAGGGAGAGACUGAAAAGGAGAGGAGUGCGGUAGAGAGUGAGAAAGAGCGGAGUGAGGGAGAGAGGAGUGAGGAAGAGCGGAGUGAGGGAGAGAGGAGUGAGGAAGAGCAGAGUGAGGGAGAGAAGAGUGAGGGAGAGAGGAGUGAGGAAGAGAGGAGUGAGGGGGAGAGGAGAGAGGAAGAUAGUGAGGGAGAGAUGACUGAGGAGAGGCACUGGGCAGAGGAGAGCGGUGGUGUGGAUGGGGAAGAGGGUGGGUCGAGUGGGAGUGAGGGUGGUGUGGUAGCAGCUACGAUGGUGGAGGAAGAUGAGGAGGAGGAGGAGGAGGAGGAGGAGGAGGAGGAGGAGGAGGAGGAGGAGGAGGAGGAGGAGGAGGAGGAGGAGGAGGAGGAGGAGGAGGAGGAGGAGGAGGAGGAGGGAGAUGAAGAGGAGGAGAGUGGAGAGGAAGAGAUAGGAGGAGGGAGUGAGAUGGGAGAGGGUGAGAGUGUGGGAGGAUGGGUGGAGAGGGGUGAGGGAGAGAGGGGUGGAGAGAGAGGACUGGAGGGUAGGUGGGGCAUGCAAAAUGGAAUGGAAUCCGGUGGCAUGGGUAUGGGUGCGGAUGGCAUGGGUAUGGAUGCGGAUGGCAUGGAUAUGGGUGCGGAUGGCAUGGAUAUGGGUGCGGAUGGCAUGGAUAUGGGUGCGGAUGGCAUGAGUGUUGAUUCAGAUGACAUGGGUGUGCUUUCAGGUGGUGGUACCAUGGGUAUAGAUAUGAAGCUAGGUGUACUGAAUUCCAUUGGUAAGGACACCCUUGGAGGGACCAAGACGAGCCUUGUAGGGAGUGAAGGGGGGGACGCAUGGGAAGAGGAGGGGAGCAAUGCAAUUGAGAGAGGGCAUGGCGUGGGGAGUGAUGAGGAGAGUGAGAAAGCGAGUGAGGAGGAUGAGUGGGAGAAAGAGGAUGAGGGCCGAGCCUUGGAGAAUGGCACAGCUUUGCAGGGCGCCCGAGGCUCGGAACCGCAUGGAGGUUCGGAGGAUGGCUCGGACAGAGGCUCGGAUGUGGGAGAAGGGAAUGGAGUACCAGGGUCUGACGAGGAUGAUGAUGAUGACGUGGCAGUGGCCGAGACGGUCGGUAAAAUGGCAGGUGAGCUGCCAGGUGAGUUGUCAGGUGAUUUUGGAAUUUCAGGUGAGAAUGGUGUUUCAGGAGGUGAGAAGACGACGCAGGGUGAUGCCGUGGCAAAUGUGGUUGGUACCGACGACAUGGGUGGGUUGGAUGGUUUGGAUGGUUUGGAUGGCACGAACGCCGUGCAUGGCAAAGAUGUCACCACCAUCGAUGCUUCUGGGAGCACAUUGGUGCAGUCUCAGCAGUCUUUGCCUUCAGACAGUCGCGCGAGCAAGAGCGAAUCCGAGGGGUCUGGUGGUGGGGUGGCAAUGGUAACAGCGGCACCAGCGUUGGCGGCACAGGCAGCAGCAGGAGGGCAGCAAUCAGAACCAUCAGCAGUAACCGCACCAGACGCAGCAGCAGCAGUAGCAGUGGCGGCAGCAGCAGCAGCAGCAGCAGCAGCAGAACCAGAAGGAGCAGCAGCCGCAAAAGUGGGAGGGGCAGCAGCAGUGGUGGCAAAAGCAGAGCCUUCGGUGCUAGAAGUAGCAGCAGAGGGGAAAAAUACGCAGCAACAAGUGCAGCAGCAGCAGCAGCAGCAGCAGGAGAGUGUGCAGAAGAGUGGGUGGGUGUCAUGGAUGGGAGGUGCAGUGGCAAGCCUGCUCACCCCUCAUGUGCGAAAACCCUCUGUUGACGUCACUGCGAUGCAGGCAGCAGCAGCUGUACCUCCUGAAGUAUCACCUGAGAUAACACCUGAUGUUACAGCACCUGCUGGUGUUACGGCACCUGAUGUCAUGAAGGGUGGUCUUAUGGCAGUGCAAGAGCUACCUUAUAAGGAGGAUGCAGACACCCUUUCAACUGGUAACGGUCCUUUGCCUCCAGAGCACACCAUUUCUCCACCACACCACACAACCCCUGCCAUUCCUUUGGAAGACUUGUCACUACCUGUCACAUACCCCACCCCCGUCUCCCACACCCUCUCCACCCAACCUGCCCCUGCCAAGCCUGCCGUUGCCGAGCCUGUCGCUGCCAAGCCUGCCUCUGCCGAACCUGUCCCUGCCGAGCCUCUGUUGUGUGGGUCUGCUGGAGAGGGCGCCGAGGGGGCAGUACUGUUUCAGGUGGCUGCGAAAACACCUGCGUCAGGUGGUGUGGUGCAGUCAGGUGGGACUGGGACCGUGCCAGGUGAAUCUCCAGGAGGUUUGCUCCAAGGGAAGAUGCCCAACGGGUAUGCUAGUAUGGGGGAAAGGGAGGGUAGCGAAAGUGAGGGGAGCGAGGAGGGUGUAGGGAGUGAGGAGGGUGAAGGGGGUGUGGGAAGUGAGGGCUUGGAGCGUGGUGCCAGUGGUAUGAGUGAAGAGAGGAUAGGCGAUGUGUAUGGUGCGGGUGACAAUGAUAAUAUUGGUGGGGAGGAAGGGGAUAUGUAUGAUGAUGAGGGUGAUGAAAGUGAUGCAUCCAAUGGGGAGGAGAGGGACAUGCAUGGUGGGGAAGGAGGGGAUAUGUAUGGUGAGGGUGAGAGUGAUAAUUCUGGUGGGGAGGAAGGGGAUAUGCAUGGUGGGGAGAAAGAUGAUACGUAUGGUGAGGGUGAGAGUGAUAAUUCUGGUGGGGAGGAAGGGGAUAUGCAUGGUGGGGAGAAAGAUGAUACGUAUGGUGAGGGUGAGAGUGAUAAUUCUGGUGGGGAGGAAGGGGAUAUGUACGAUGAGGGAGAAAAUUAUGCAACUAACAGGGAGAAAGGUGAUAUGUAUGGUGAGGGUGAAAGUGAUGCUUCUGGUGGGGAGGAAGGGGAUAUGUACGGUGAGGAGGGAACAGAGGAGUUAAGUGGGGUGCAACGAUCACAUGAAGGAUGGAGGGAAGAAUCCGAAGAGAGAAGGUCAGAAGAAGGGGAGCCGGAGGAGGGGGAAGGAUUAGAAGAGGGGAGGUCAGAAUUGGGGGCAUCAGAAGAAGGGAGGUUAGAAGAGGGAGAGUCGGAAGGGGAGGAGAGAGAAGAGCGAGAUUCACAGGGCGAGUUGGCUGAGAGGCGUGAUGAGUGGGGCGGAGAGAGAGGCUCAGGUGCAGAGUGGGAGGAUGGGCAGGAGGGGCAAUCGCAGGAUGGGGAAGAGGAAGAGGAGGAGGAGGAGGAGGAGGAGGAGGAGGAAGAGGAAGAUGAGGAGGAAGGAAGAAGGCAUGGGGAUGGAGCAAGGAUGGGAGAGGGGUUUCCUAGGCCGUGGGAGCAGCAGGGUGGGUGGGAGGGACAGGAGAGUGGGGAGGAGAAAGAGGAGGACGAGAAAGAAGAGGAGGAAGAGGAAGAAGAGGAAGAGGAGGGCGACAGGCAAUGGGGAGGCGAGGACUGGGGCGGACAAGGAGGAGGAGGAGGAGGAGGAGGGGACGGGAGAUUUCUUGAAGGGAACGAUGGGAGGGCUCUGGGUUUGAAAGAAGAAGAGGAUGGAGAGUCCGAUCUGAUGAGCGAUGGUGGAAAUGGCAUGGGUUCGUUCAAGCAGCAGGAGGAUGAGCGUGAAUCGGAUGAGCAUAGCGGUGAGCAUAGAGAGGUGGAUAUGGGGUGGGAUGAGAGGGGGAGUGAAGGGAGCUUCGUGGGGAGGAAUGAGGAGGAGAGGAGUGAGGAGGAGAGGGAUGAGGAGGAGAGGAGUGAGGAGGAGAUAAGUGAGGAGGAAGAGAGGGAUGAGGAGGAGAGGAGUGAGGAGGAAAUGCAGAGGGGGGAGAGCAUGGAGAGUGGGAGUGCUGAUGGGGCGGAGCAGGUAGAGGAGUGGGAGGAAGAGGGAAGGAGUGAAAGGGAUGGUGGCGGUGAUAUGUAUAGUGGUGCUAUCGCGGAGGAAGAGGAGGAGGAUGGGGAUAGGGAGACCGAGGAGGAAGAGGAGGAGGAUGGGGAGGAGGAGCAGGAGGAGCAGGAACAGGAGGAAGAGGAGGAGGAGGCACGUUAUGGCAACUCUUUCCCUCCACCCUCCCAUCCCUCCCACUCCUCCCAUGUUGACAGUGUUCCUCCCUUACCGCCCUCGCUCCCGCCUGCUCUUGCCUCCCGCCUCCAGUCCUUCUCCCCCUAUCCACGCGUGACCUCAUGGCAUGCUAAUGAUCCCCAGUCCAUGCCGCGAGCCUUGGGAGGCAUGGGGGGCGUGGGGGGCGCUGGUGGCAUGGGAAGGAUGGGGAAUGGGGUGGUGGCGUAUGGUAAGGCAAUGCGGAGUUAUAGCAAUAGGGAUUAUGGUGGGGGGGUAGAGUAUGGUAAAGCAAUGCGGAGUUAUAGCAACCGGGAUUACCAGAGUGGGAAUGCGCAAGGCAUGGCAGUUCGGAGUUUCAGCAACAGGGAUUUCGGUGUGGGAGGGAGAAACGGGGUGGAGUUUGGGAGGGAAGGAGCGGCGAUGGAGGGAGAGGGAGCAGUACGAGGGGGGCAAGAUGGGGCGUGGAAGGAAGGAUGGAGGCCGUUUCAGGGUGUUUCGGUGCAGGCUGUUGGGUCAAGCCUUGGCUAUCCGGUUGCUGCUGCUGGUGCUGGGAUGGGUGGAGCAGGGUCGGGAGUGGUGGAGGAGGAGGAGAUAGAGGGAGGGGAGGAGGAGCAGGGAAGACUGUGGGAGGAAGCAGAAGAGGAGGAGGAGGACGAGAAAGAGGAGGCAUUGGAGGAGGGAAGAUUAUGGGAGGAAGUGGAGGAGGAGGGGGAUGAAGAGGAGGAGAAAGAGGAUGAGGCAGUAGAGGAGGGUAGGUUGUGGGAGGUAGCAGAGGAGGAGGAAGAGGAGGAAGACGAGUCAGAGGGGGAAGUGGAGGGAGGGGUAAGGAAGCAGGAGGGUUCCGGGCAGUUGCUAUGGAAUGAGGGUGAAGCCAUGGAAGAGGGAAGUGAGGAGCAGGAGCAGAGUGAGGAAGACGAGGCGGGUGAGGAAGGCAGGGAAUUUGAGGGGAGUGAAGGGAGUGAGGGGAGUGAAGGGAAUGAGGAACAUCAAAGGUACGCGAUGGAGGAGUAUGGAGAGGGGUUGGAUGCGGAUGGACGGUGGGACGGAGAGGGAGGUGAAGGAAGGGGAACGAGAGGAGAAUACGGAGGUAUGGAGGUUGGAAGUGGGAGUGAUGGGGCUGAGGGGAGUAGGAUGUCUGACGAGCAACUGGAGAGGGUUGUGGAGGAGGGAAUGGGAGAGGGAGAGGGGGAGAGUGAGGGAGAAGGAGAGGGAUGGGUGGGAGAGGAAGGAGAGGGCAUGCGGGGAGCAAAGCAAAGGAAGGAAGGCAAGCUAUGGUCAGAUGAUGAGGAGGAGGAAGAAGAGGAGGAAGAAGAGGAGGAGGAGGAGGAAGAGGAGGGAGGAGUUGAAGGUCCAGGGGGACACAUGGUAACUCGUGAGGGCUUGAUGAUGGUUCGAGCUACGGCUUCGGGGCAUAGCGAAGCAACAGCAGCAGCAGGAGGAGAUAUGUACAGCAUGGGAGAUGCUUAUAACGCGGAUGGGAGCUACGGGAAUGGGGGUGGUGGUGAUGCAUCCAUGCAGCAGCAGCAGCAGCACGUGCCUCAGGAGAGGUUUCUAGACAGUCAAGUCCCGUGGAAACCCCAAUCGACAUCAGAAGAGAGUGAGAGUGAGAGCGGGGUUAUGGACGCAUUUCCAGUCACUGCUGCUGCUGCCGGUGGUGCUGCCGGUGCUGCUGGUGCCAAUGCAGCCGGUUUCUCUGCUGGUACUUCUGCUGCCGCUGCUGUUGCUGCUGGUGAGGAGUCUACUGAAGAUGAGGCGGAGAGGAGGAGGAGAGAGCGGGAGCAGAAGCGGGAGCGGAAGGAGCGGCGGGAGCGGAGGGAGAGGCGAAGGCAGUCGACUCUGUCGGCUUUAAGUGGGCAUGAGAGUGAUGCUUCGGCGAUGGAGUGGCGGCAGGAGGAGGAGGAGCAGAGAGCGAAGGGACAGCCGGGAAUGUUGGUGCUAGGGCAGCAGGUGGUGUUGCUGAGAGGGACAGGAGAAGGAGAGGAUGCGUUCACUUCUGAUGCAGGGAAUGAGGAGAUGGGGGGGCUGGUUGGGGAGGGUGUGGGGAGGGUGAGUGGGAUUGGGUUGGCUGCUGUGGCUGGUGGGGAGAGGUGGAGUGCCGGAGAAGGUUUGGGUGGUGGUAUGGGGCAGAGAGAGGCGGAGAUGGAAGGGAGGGAGGAAGUAGGGAGGGAGCGGAUGAAUGUGGAGGGAGGGAUGAGGAUGGAUGAAAGGAUGGAUGAGAGAAUGGAUGAAAGGAUGGAUGAGAGAAUGGAUGAAAGGAUGGAUGAGAGAAUGGAUGAAAGGAUGGAUGAGAGAAUGGAUGAAAGGAUGGAUGGGCGGAUGGAUGGAAGGGUAGGCAAGAAAAUUGUUGAAGGGACAGGUGGGGGGAUGGGUAAAGGGAUGGAAGAAGGGGUGGGGUCUGAGGUCUUGGUUAUUGAAGCACUUGCCGUGGGGAAGAAGAAAGGAGAGGGGGGGAAGAGUGGGAAGAAGAGUGGAUCGAGUAAACACAACUCUCGAGGGGAAGAGAAGGAUAAGAAAAGCUCCCGAAGCGCUACAAAGAAAGGGGAAGGGGAUGGGGGAGGGGAAGGGGAGAAGAAGAAGAAGAAAAAGAGCAAGAAGAAGAAGGAGCCUGAGCAAGAGGCUGGGGAGGGAGAAGAUGGGAAGGAGAAGAAGAAGAAACGGAAAAAGAAGAAGAAGAGUAAGGAGGGAGAGGAGGAAGGGGCUGAGGGUGAGAAGACAGACAAGAAAGUCAAGAAGUCUAAGAAAUCGAAGAAGAGCAGUAAAGGGGAGAAGGAGGGGGCAGGUGGAGAUGCAGCAGCAGGUGGGGAUGAUUCGAAAAAAAAGAAAAAGAAGAAGAAAAAGAAGAAGAGCAAGGAGGGAGGAGAGGAGGAGGGUGAAGACAACAAUGGGAAGGAGGAGAAGAAGCGAGGGAAGAACAAAGGCAAAGGGAAGAAGAAGGAGAAGGAGAAGGAGAAGGAGAAGGACGGAGCAGGGGAGGAGGGAGACGGAGGGGAGGGCGAGAAAAAGAAGAAGAGUAAGAAGAAGAAAAAGAAGGAGCACGAGAAGAAGAAGAGCAAAAAGGGCGGGGGAGGAGGAAAGGAGGACGGGGCAUUCGAAGAUGGGGGAGAAGAUGGGGAGGGCGCAGGGUUCGUGGGAGGGGAGGGAGAGGAGGGGCAGGGGGGACAGGCAGGGCUCAAGCGAUUGGUGGAAGCUGGGAGAGCAAGGGACAAGAGAGCUAUGAGUGCUGCAAUGACACGAGUUGCGAACUGGGUGGAAGAGAGUAAGGCAGCGCAGAGCAGGGCAGCGCAGGGUGUAGGGGAUUGGGAGGGUGGAGGAGAGGGGGAGGGAGGAAGGGAAGGGGGCAUGGGGGAGGGUGGGUUGGAGGAGGAACCGUGGCAGGGGGCGGAGGGAGGGGAGUGGGAUUCGGAUGGGGAAAGGGAAGCAGGGGAAGGGGACGGGGAAGGGGAAGGGGAAGGGGAAGGGAGCCUGGUGAUGGCGCAGGUUUCCCCCAUGAUGGGGCUUUCUCCCCCCAUGCGCGCUUCCCCCCAGCAAAGCUGGUCCGCCUGGAGGGGGGAUGAGGGGGAGGAUGAUGAGGGGGAGGGGGGAGGGUUUAGGGGGUUGAAUGGAGAGGGGGAUGGGAGCGUUGGGGAGGGGGCAGAGGUAUUGCGGGGACGUGGGGAGUGGGGGGAGGAUAGAGUAGGAAGAGGGGGGAGGAAGGAGUCUGAUGCAGGGGAUGCUGCUGGGGAGGAAGAUUGGGGGAGCGGACAGGAGGGGAGGGGUGGAGUGGCAAUGGCAGCAGCAGCAGCAGCGGCAGCGGCAGCGCAGCAGCAUAUGGGUCAAGGAGCGCGAUUCAUGAGUAACGGACAGAGAGAGGAGAGAGAGGAGGAGGAGGAGCAGGAUUAUGGAGGAGGAGAGUACCUAAAUGAGCAUGCAUAUGGCAGUGAGGAGGAGGAUGAGGAGGAGGAAGGGGAGGAGGAGGGAGAGGAGGAGGGAGAAGAGGAUUCGAGGAACUCUAGUGGUGCUGCUAGGGAGAGGGAGAGGGAGGUGGAGGCAGAGGGAGAGGAGGAGGAGGAAGAGGAGGAAGAAGAGGAGGGUGUAGAGGGUAUGGGGAGAGAGGAGGACGAGUGGGAUGAGGGGGAAAGAAGAGGGCAGGAGGAGGAUGGAAGGGGGCGAGGGAGGGAUAUGUGGGAGGAGGGAGAGAGUGAGGAGGAGGAGGAGGAGGAGGAGGAGGAGGAGGAGGAGGAGGAGGAGGAGGAGGAGGAGGAGGAGGAGGAGGAGGAGGAUAAUGAGGAGGAGGAGAGGGCAGAGGAGGAUAUGGAUAGCAAAGGCGGAAGGGGCAUGCCAUGGGGAGCAGGUACUGGGCAAGGAGGAAGGGCAGGAGAGGAAGAGGAGGAGGAGGAGGAGGAGGAGGAGGAAGAAGAGGAGGAGGACGAUAUCAGUUUGGCAGAGGAGGAGGAUGAUGGUGAUGGUAAUGGUGACAGUGGGUUUGUACCCUUGGCUAUGGCUAUGCCCAGUAUGGACCUCGAAGGCCUUCCGUCCGUGCAUGGCCGAGAGGAGGACGAGGAAGAAGAGGGGCAUAGCGGUGAGGGGAGUGAGGAGAACGAGGACCCGUUUCACAAACAUCAUUCCCAGUACCAGCAGUACCAGCAGCAGGAGCAGCAGCAGUACCAGGCACAGCAGCAGCAGCAGCAGCAGCAGCAGUACCAGCAGCAGCAGCAGCAGCAGCAGCAGCAGUACCAGCAGCAGCAGCAGCAGCACCCGAUGUAUCAUGGCAAGCGUCCGUCAAUGGUCCCCACGAAUGCUGCUAUGGCAGGGAGUGACGACAGUGGUGAGCAGAGCGGGGAGCAGAGCGAGGAGCAGAGCGAGGAGCAUAGUGAGGAGCAUUAUGAUGAGCAGAGGGAUGAACAGCAUGAUGAUGAGCAGUAUGAUGAGCGGAGCGGUGAACGGUAUGAUGAGCAGAGGGAUGAGCGCAGUGGGAUUAGCCAAGAGGAAGAGGGUCAACAAGACAAAGAGGGCGUUAGUGGGGAUGAUGAGGAGGAGGAGGAGGAGGAAGAAGAGGAGGAGAACAGUCGUGAGCAGUAUGAGCGGGAGAGGAGGUACGGGCGAGAGGGGGAGGAGGGGAGCGAAGGGAGUGGGGACGAGAGACAACAGGACAGCCAGGCUUAUGGGCAGAGUCAGGACUAUGAGCAAACCGCCUUCCCUGACACGCCUAUGUCUCUUGACUCGUCCUCGAUCGCCCUCGCGUUACCGGCUGGUAACGGCAUCUUGAACAGCGGCAACAGCAACAGCAGAGCAGUGCCUCCUUAUCUUGCUCCCCUCCGCACCCACAACAGUGAUAGCAGCGACGAAUCACUAGACCUUGCUGCUGCUGCCGCUGCUGUUGCUGCUGCUGCUGCUGCGGGUGGUGCUGCUGGUGGUGUUACGGCAGUAUCUGUGUUUCCAGGUGGCAAGCCGCCGUCGCGCCAAGCGUCCAUGGUGGCAUCUCAGCCCAUCUCCAGACAGGUGUCCAAUCAGGGGCCGCCACGUCAGCUGGGCAAUGCUGCUGGUGCUGGUGGUGGUGGGUGGGGGGGGGUGAACGGUCAUGGAGCGGUGGGGAGAGGCAAGGAGAGUGAGGAGGAGAGUGAGGAGGAGAGUGAGGAUGUAGUGAGUGCUGCAACGUCGUCUGAUGGUGAGGUGGUGACUGCAGCACCCAUGGCAACUAUGGAGUUAGUGGAAGGAGAAGAGGAGGAAGAAGACGAGGAAGAGGAGGACGAGGAAGAGGAGGAGGAGGAGGAGGAGGAUGCUAGUGGCUCUGAUAUGGAUUCGCAGCACAAUUCAGAAGUGAGGGGAGGAGGGGGAGGAGGGCGGGGAGGUAUGAUGAGAGGAGUGGCGGUUCACCCUAGUUCUAAAGUGGCUGUACAGCCAAUCAGAGAGGCGCAGUGGGAAGAGGAGGAGGAGGAAGAAGAGGAAGAAGAGGAGGAGGAGGAAGAGGAGGAAGAGGAGGAGAGGGGACACAGGAGAGGUAGAGGAAGUAGGGCGGCGAAUCAUGGGGGGAGUGUGGAGAGUGUGGAGAGUGGGGAGAGUGGGGAGGAGGGCUCAAGUGAUGCAGAGCUUGCACCUGUUGCUUCUCUGGUGGAGGGCGGAAAGGGGAGCGGAAGGGGGAGCGGGAGGGGGAGCGGAAGGGAGAGUGGACGGGGGAGUGGGAGGGAGAGCGGAAGGGAGAGCGGGAGCAGGAACGGGAGCAGGAGCGGGAGCAGAAACGCGAGUGAGCAUCCUGCUGGGUUUAGAGACGGAUGGGGAGGGGAUUCACUGGACGGAAGCAUGGAAGGAGACGAAGAGGAAGAGGACGAUGAGGAGGAGAGUGAUGACGAUCCGGCAAGGAGUGGGUAUGAACCCCCCUUGGCUAUGCCUGUUGCAGCAGCAGGAAGAGGAGGAGGAGGACACAAGAACACAAGGGGUAACCGCUGGGCUGGGGGUGGUGGUGGUGGCGGCGAGAGCAGCAGAGACGGCGACAGCAGCACAGCAGGAGGGGAUUUUAUGAGUGAAGCGGAUUCGGAGUUUGGGGUCCCGAUAGCCAUGCCGCUGGAUGCUGAGGAAAAGAGGAGGAUUAUUCGAGCCGCUUUACCUGUACAUAGUGAGGAUGAUAGUGGUAGCGGGGAGGAUCAUGGGAGGCGGCACCGGAGGAGGGGUGGUGGUGGUGGUGGUGGUGGUGGUGGUGGUGGUGGUGGUGGUGGUGGUGGUGGUGGUGGUGGUGGUGGUGGUGGUGGUGGUGGUGGUGGUGGUGGUGGUGGUGGUGGUGGUGGUGGUGGUGGUGGUGGUGGUGGCGGCGGCGGCGGCGGCGGCGGCGGCGGCGGCGGUGGUGGCGGCGGCGGCGGUGAGGAGGAGGAGGAUAGUGAGGAGAAUGGUUACUCUGGGAGUGGCGACGAGGGGAUUGCUACGGGUGAAUUCACGAGCGAGUUUGCUCCGCCCAUCGCCAUGCCUCUUAUGCACGGCACGGCUGUUCCUGUGGAUGAGGAUGAAGAUGAUAGCAAUUUCAGCAGCCAAGAACUGGAGGAGGAGGAAGAGGAGGAGGAGGAAGAAGAGGAGGACGAGGGAGGAGGAGGAGGAGGAGGGAGAGGUGGUGGGAAAGGGAGGAGGAAGAACCGGAGCAGGGGCAGCAGCCGGCGCAACCAGGACUCUUUCAGCGAUGCAAACAGUGAGCUAGGAGCACCGAUAGCCAUGCCGGUUGCCUCAGACUACGGGAGCAGUCAAGGGGACUGGGAUCACGGCGACCUUUCCCGGAGGCCCAGCCAGAACAGCAGUGGCCCGCUUGCUACACGCCCGUCCUCCUCCUCCUCCCGCAUUCCCGUCGGCGGCAGCAGGAAAACCGCCGGCCUGCCCCCGGCCGUGCCGCGACCGAAGGGCGCGGCCGGAGGAGGAGGAGGAGGAGCGAGCGGAGCAGGGGAUGGGUUGAGAGCACAGAAAGCCAUGGUGGAUGCUCAGAACCCGUUCAGGGGAGGCGGAGGGCCUCCCUCUGUGGCUUCUUCUCAGGAUUACACGGUGGUGCAUGGGACUGGGAGGAGGGCUGUGGUGCCGCUGAGAGGGGCGGCUGGGUCCGGGAGGAGUGGGGGCGGGAGACUGUCGGAGGAUGAAGGGUCGAUGCAUGGGGGGAUGGCGUCGGCGCGACACACUGGGCCUGCUAGAACCUCCAGCCUCCAAUCCGACGGCUCUCCUUCGCUCAACCACACCAACACGCAACGAUCAAACCAUUCAUCCGGGCGGGGUGGCUCACGAGCAGACACAGUCGACAGAGAGGGAAAGAGCAGGAGAAGCGGGCGGGCCAGCAGCGGAGACAGCUGGGCAGAGCAGAAACGCGGGGGCAGCGGAAGAGGAGCCAAGAAGGAGGAGGAGGAGGAAGAGGAGGAUCCUUCUGGGAAGGAUCUGGAAGAACCAAACGAGAAGCUUUGGGAGGAGGACGGCGCGGGGUUGCGGCGGAUUGAGAUGGAUGAGUCAAAGCGGCUUCGGAGUGCUGUGUCUUCUGGCUCAUGCUUCCUGCAGUGCAU